Messenger RNA from Cercospora beticola, 3540 nucleotides. RefSeq lists its product as uncharacterized. The record is from RefSeq and is a predicted model, not a curated record. Lineage: Eukaryota; Fungi; Ascomycota; Dothideomycetes; Mycosphaerellales; Mycosphaerellaceae.
CCUUUUUGUACCAUCUACGCCAGACAUGUGCUCCAACUCCACGAACUUCGAACACAUUCCAAAUCUGUCGUGCAUCGUUAACAGCGAACAACAGCGAUUCACAAGGGCCAAUCAAUCUUCGGCAGCUUCAUCGCUUGAAUCAGGGUCUUCCACACAUUGCAUGGAUCUCUAGACAAGUUUCCCAGCUGCACACUUCCACCCACAGCAUUGCCCAUCACCACGCCGCGUCAUAGCACCAAACCCCCGACAGCAACACCGCCAUCACCACCGCUACAUACCUACAACCACCGCCAUCUCGACAGCUGCGCCCGCAGCAUUGCCUGCCUCGGCCACUGCCCUUCUGCAGACCGCCCAGCGUCAUCCGGUGCUGUGGCCACCAGUCACGCGCGCACCCAAUACAAGCCGCGCUGUCGCCAGACAUCACAGAGCUCUCCGCGUACGAAAAGCCAUAGAGGGAGUUGUAUCUGCUGUUCGUCCAGCUGCGCCAACGUCGACAGCGGCGGCUGGCUUGCGCUCGCGAGCGUCUGCUCGAGCACCCCGCUCGGCGCAGCUCUUUCGAUCACGACAACAACACCACGCGUGAGCGAGUCUGCACUCGACUCUUCCGAAAAUGGCCACAGUCCGCCGCUAUACCCGAGAAGAACUCAUUGCUCUGUCGUCCAGCAAGCUUGUUAGUCGGCCCGACAACCUUCCUGCCAUCGAGCAGUGGAUAGAUGAACAACCACAACCUGCAAAUCACGAGCGCCACAAGAGCAACGAUGGCGCGCUCGGCAAGGGACGACAGACGCGAGGAGGGUUGGCUGGAGCUGCAGCGGCUGAGGGCAGUCCGAUGGGCGCAUUCAGCACCGGUCGCCCUACCUUGACCUCGAGGGGCAGCACGCUGCGGAAUGCUAGUGGCGAUGAUGUCUCCUUGGGACCUCCGCGGAACAUGUUCCCGAGCAGUAGAAAUGUCUCGAAGCUCUCCGAUUUCCACGACAAGAACGGUACAGAUGCCGCGAACAGUGACGAGCCGGACUCUAUGCGCAGCCGAUUCUUCUCUGAUCGUCAGCUCAAUCGCCGUGGACCUGAGAAGGAUGGGGCGGAUACGAAGGAUCGAUGGAGUGGUGUUCGUGAGAGGAGACAACAAGGAGAGUUUGAAGACGAGAAGCGAAGCUUCGGCAGACACGACAAGGACAACGACGGCGAGCGCCGCAAUGGCUAUGGUCACAAAGACGAUCCGCGCUGGAGCAGAGAGGACAGACCCAAUGGCAAUCGAACAGGCGGUGGCUGGCGUGAGCGCGAGGCCGCUCGACGCGAUCGUGACCAUUAUGAGAAGGAGCCCGAGUGGAUGGAUGACCCGGUCGUGAAGAAGGAUCAAGAGCUGGGCUUUACCGCACGAACGCAAGACGAUUUCGAGGAGUGGAAGAGACAGAUGGCCGGCAAACCGAAGGUGGAGAAAGAAGAGGCUGCCAUCACAGAGCCUGCAAGCGUACCUGCAGCAGUGGAGGUCAAACCAACUCUUAAGCUUGAUGGUUUCGAGGGUGGUCUCUUCGGUGGCUUCGGUGCUGCGGCAGCAAUCACCACGCCCGGCACUAUCACCCCUUCGGCAGCGACAGCAUCUUCUGGCAUCAAAGCGCCUGGGAAGGGCAAGACCAGCCGAUUUGCUUCCAUGUUCAAACCCGCCGAGCCGACGCCACCGCCAGCUCCAGUCGAAGAGCCUCAGCCGCCACCAGCUGCCAAUGGAUCUAAGACAGCUGAGGACCAGGAAGGCUUUAAUCGCGUUCUUGCAAUGCUUGGUGGAACUAAGAUCAAUCAAGCACCAUCUGCACCAGAGUCAUCACGAGAUCUCACUCCAUCGUACGCAGAACCCGUCCCGACGUCACCGCCACCUCCGCCGAAGAGCAUGACCUCCGGCGGAACUCUGCCAGGAGGGCGAAAGAGCCGAUUCACCGAUAUGUUCGCACAGGACAAGAAUCCUGAGCGGUUGCAGUCACCGCAACAAAGCAGUCCGCCUCUACCCGGCGACAGCGUCAUGGCCAACUCACACAGCAGUCUUUCAGAUGGUCCUAAUCAAAUACUCAGCAACAAGCAGCCGGAACGACAGCCAAGCCACUCACAGCUGGCUCGAACACAGGCUCCAGAGUCUACGAUGUCACCCGAACCCACUGGCAUACCCUUCAAUGCACUUCGAGAGCAGCAGCCACGCCCAACAUCUGGUCGGCCGAGCGAUCUUUACAACAGAUUCGAUCCGCCCUCACGAGGUGCGGCAUCGCCUGAUAGAAACAUACAAGAUCUCCUCGCACAGCAACCACGCCACCGGCCACAAACGACCAGCUCUCAAAGCCAAGAUCUCCUCAAUCUGCUAAAGAACCCCAAGCCGUCUCGCCCGUCAUCACAGCAGGCAAUCCCGAGCAAUGGCGGUAUCGAUCAGGUCGAGCUGGAGCGAUGGCUUCAACAGCAACAGCCAUUGCAACCACAAGGACCAAUCCAAACCUUCGCACCGAAGCCGCGCGGCCCACAGCAGCCACCGGGUCUGUUCGAGGAGCAGCUGAUGAGAAACUAUGGACCUGAGCAACAGCGUCACGAGCAAAUGCAGCAACUACAAGAACGUCCACAACCUCGCGCACCGCCUGGCUUCUACAACCCGGAACAGGAGGCGAUGCUCGCACAGCAACAACGUCAAGCCCAUCAGCAGGCUCAACAGCAAGCGGAGCGAGAAGCACAACAAGCCCAACUUCGCCGCCAGCAGCAGUACGCUGAACUAGCCCAACGCCAGCAGAUACAGCAGCAACAGCAGCAGCAGCAGCAGCAGCAGCCCCCGCGGCGCAUGUCUGGCCAUCCUGCACUGCAGCAGAUGCACAUACCCCAACAGCACAGCCAGCCGGAUUUCCAUCAACUCACUUCUCCCGUUGGAGGCGGCGCACCUCCGCCUCCAGGCUUCAAUCAGAUGCCACGCUACCCUCCUGGUUUUGCCAGUGUGAAUACGUUCCCGCAGCAGCGUGAGCAGGCGCCACCUGGAUUCAAUGCUGGACCAAUGUCCCCUCCUGGAUUCUUCGGAGGACCUCCCAAUCUCCCGCCAGGAUUUCACGCCCAGCAGAUCAGAAGUCCCACCGAAGUGCCCGGACGUCGGCCGUUCGAUGAAGCUUUAUACGCGCGGCGCUAGAAGCACAGUCUGCCCUCUUGUCCUCGUAUGACACAUUUUGGUCAUUCAUUUAUCAAGGACAGUCAUUUCAUCGAGGAUCCGCCAUUCUGGGAUGUCCCUCGAAUCGCUUGGUGGUGUUGGGAGGUCAGUCUCAUCGCAGAAGACGGUGAGCCAGUCGUGACAGGGACGAUGGAAGCUCACCAUACGCGAUUCGAUGAUGGAAAAGCAUGCUAGGGAGUGGUAAGACCGAGGCAGUACUGUGUAACUAUCAUUAUGUAGUGUUUAUCGUCCUGGAUCUGGCGGAUCAUGAGGACGUAGCACUGGUGAAUAAGGUAGCUAGGGAUUUGGCAUGUAAGACUUUUCCUCUGGCGAGAGCUGUUUCUUGUGCAUUUGUUACUUUCCAAUAACAACAUGCCCAC